Funneliformis mosseae is the source of this 3645-nucleotide messenger RNA. NCBI's taxonomy places the organism in Eukaryota, Fungi, Glomeromycota, Glomeromycetes, Glomerales, Glomeraceae. The record is from the annotation of a GenBank genome assembly.
AUGGAGUUUAAGAUUAUUAAAUAUAGUCAAUAUAAAGAAAUUGAUAAGGCAAACUUAUGUAAAUUUGAUGAUAACAAUUUCAUUUUUGUUGCAAUAUCUUAUGUAAUAGAAAUGGAUUUACAUGUUAAAAAAGAUGAAUCUGUUAUUGAUAUUGAUGAUCAAAUCACUAUUGAUAAUAAUAAAAGAAAGCAACCUUUAAAUGGAAAAACAAUUAUCUAUAAAGUAAUUUUAGAUUCAUCUAAACAAGAAAAAAUUAAACCAUACAAAAAAGAAGAAAUUGGUGGAAUUGUUUCUUUUGUUUAUGAGAAAAACAAUUUUAGUAAAGCAGAUUGCUUUAUUUUUAAUGCUAAAGGAAUAUAUAGACUUUCAUUUUCUUUAAAAAAUUUUGAUUAUUUCAAAUAUCCAAAAAUCCUUAUGGAUGAAUUAGAUACUUUAUUUAAGAACAAAUCUAUUUUACGAAUUAAAAAUUGUAUUUUUGAUCAUUAUUUUUAUAUUGAGCAAUAUAGAGAAGGUAUUCAAGUUAUGCAAUUAUAUGAUUUAAGAACUAUGCAAAUACAACAGAUUUUUAAUAUAUACGAAGAAAAAAAUUAUUCAAAUAAAAAUAGCAAAUCUAUAUUAGCUAUUUCAGAAAAUGAGCAAAUGAUUGCCUUUUCUUCUGGAUAUGGAAAAUUAGCUCUUUAUUUAAUAGAAAAUGGUCUAGAAAUUAUUCAUAAAGAUUUUGGAAGGGAUACAAAAAUAAUUGCUUCUGAUUUUAAGGAUGAUAAUAAAUUAAUGAUUAUUAUUAAAAAAGCUAAACACCAGGGGGUAAACAUUUUACUUUGGAAUUUAUAUACAAAUGAAUAUCAAUAUAAUAUUCCAUUAAACAAAGUUGAUAUUAGUAGUUUUAAUAGUGCAAAAAUUCCUGGUAAAUAUGUAUCUGUUAAUAAAAAUGGAAGUAUAUUAUCGAUAUAUGAUAGUUUACAUUCAUUAGUUAGCAUGAAAGAUGCAAAUAAUCCUACACCAAAAUUUAUAAUAUACAGAGAUGGUAAAGUACCAACUGAAAUGAACGUAUUAAAAUUUGAUAAUAAUAUUGUUUAUCAUCAAGAUCUUUCAAAAAAAGAAGCUCAUAUUCUUAAAGAUAAUAUAGAACCAUGGACAACAGAUAAUUAUGAAAAGAUAUGGGUAUAUCUUGACUCAAAAGAAUCAAUGCAAUUAUAUAUUGGAAAAUAUACUAUUCAAAUAUGGUGUAAAAUUGAGCAAAAAGAAAAUUUCGUUCUUAAAUAUUUUUGGGCUACUGAAGAUUAUAAAUUACGAAUAUUCGAAUUAGAUAUUUAUGAAAAUGGUUUUUCUCUCAAGUUAGAAAAUAACAUUCAGAUUAAAUGGUUCUAUAAUGAUGAUGAUAUUAAUUUAAUUAAGCAUGCUUGCGAUUCCCUUGAAUAUCUAAUUUAUCAAAGAUAUAAAUUAAUUGGAUUUGAAAAUCAGCAUGUAUUCGAGGAAAUUAAGUAUAAUAUUUCUCUUAUAGUUUGGAAAUUUAUUAGAAAUUAUCCGAAUAUUUGGAAAGUGUUGGAUAUUCAUUAUAACCUUAUAGCAAAAAUUAUAAUUGGUGGCACAAAUACUCUCAUUAAAUUUAUUCUAUUUGGCGAUGAAAAAGUAAAACUUAAAUAUUUACAUAUACCAAGAAUAUCUCGAUGGAUUAGUUCUGAAAAAAUUACUAAAAUAAAUGAUAAUUUGAAAAAACCUACAAAGGAAAAAAUUAAUUUAAGUAAAUUCAGUGAUUUACAACUAGCUAUUAAAAUGUGUGAAUCAGGAGAUAUUGAACGUAACCGUAGAAUUUUAAUUGUAACUUAUUUACUUGAAUAUUAUACAAAAAAUGCAAUUGAAAAUCAUGGAUGGUUAAUUACCAUUUCAAAAGCAUUACCAGAUUUAUAUACAUUUAAAUUAGAGUAUUUUGUGAGCGAAUUAUUUUACAAAACAUGUAUGGAAGGUAUAGAAAUAUCAAAUAUUAUUGAAUAUAUGGAUUUUAUGCCUAAAAACUUUCAUAUUAUUUCAAAAAAGUUUAUAGCAUUUAAACCAAAUUCGAAUUUUAAAUCGACAAGUGUACCAGGACUUAAUUUUACAGCUUUAAGAAAUUAUGUUAAAAUUUUUUCCAACGAUCAUGAAAACUAUUUUCCGGUUGUAAAAAUAGUUCCUUUACAUAAUUUUACUGUUAAUAGAAUAUCUCAAAAAACUUAUGACUAUGAAGGUUCAUUUAUUAUCAAAAUAUUGAAACUAUUAUUUAUUCCUCGAGGUUAUUUUAUUAAUAAUUCAGAUAUUGCAGAAAAUUUUUCACAACUUAGUCCAUUUGUUCAAAUCGUUAGAUUAGAAAGUAAUGACAUAUUUAAUAAUCCAGUAAUGGAAGCUGUAAUUAAUUACAAAUGGCGUCCGGCAAGAAAUUAUUUUCUUCGACUUUUCUUUAUGUAUAUUUUAUUCGCAGCUUGUUUUGCAACUAUUUGUGGAAAUUACGUUGCACAUUCUGAAAUAACAGGAAGCCAUUAUUUAGCUUCAACUAUCUUGGCAAUUUUUGUAAUGUCAUAUUGUGUUAUUCCUUCAUUUAAUACUAAAAACGCUUUUGCUAAUGCUAAGACCAGCCAAGAAAAUACUAUUGCAAUUUCUUUUAGUAUACUAUUAUUGUGGUUUGAAUUUAUUUUAUAUCUUCGGUUAUUAUCAGAACCAGCAAAAUACAUCUACAUUAUGUUAAAUAUUAUUAAAGAGACUUGGAUAUUUCUUUCUUUUAUGAUUCUUGUAAUGGCAGGAUUAGCACAUAGUUUUUUACUAUUAUUACAAUAUCCUGAUUUUACAAAUCUUACCGAAAAUUCAUCAUCAUCUACAUUAUUUACGGGUGAUUCAACCGAGCUCAAAAUUCAAAAUGAUUUUGAUCGAACUGAGGAUAACCCAGCUAAAAAUUUCAUUACCUCAUUUCUUUCAACAUAUAAUUGGUUAAAUGGUAACUUUUUACAACAAGACACAUGGAAUCUUUGGGCAGUAAAAGUUAUCACUUUUAUUGGUAGCAUUCUUUUAGUUACUAUUCUACAAAAUAUGUAUAUUGCUUUUAUGGGUGGUGUGUAUUCUAAAGCAUAUGAGAAAGGUCGUGUUGCAUUAUUACGAUUUCGUGCAGAAUCAAUUUCAGACUAUGAGGCAUUAGAUGAAAUAUAUUUUUAUCCUCCAUCACCAGAACCAAAAUAUAUUUAUUAUAUAGGUAAAUCAAAAAGUUAUAAUGAAUGGGUUGCGAAUGUUAAAAAAUAUAAGAAAAGAAACUUAUAUGAGGAUUAUGAAAAGAAAAUGUUUGAAAGAAAAUUAACAUAUGAGGAUGAAGAAGAUGAUUGUUCCGGUGAUGUUGAUAGUUCUGAAAGUGAAAUAAAGAAUGAAAAAACUAGCAUUAAAGAGCUUAAUAGUAAGUUAGUUAAGAAAGGAAAGGAAAAUGAAAUUAGUAUUACUGAGCUUGAUAAUAAAGUUGCUAAGGAAGAAGACAUUAACAUUAUUAAUGAUCUGUAUAAAAAGAUUAAUGAUUUUAAUACUAAGAUUAAUGAUCUUAAUACUAAGAUGAAUGAUUUUAAUAUUAUAAAUAAUAGCAGGAAUGAUGAGCUUAAUAGUAAGAUUGAUAAAUUACUUAAUGCAAUCAUUAAGUAA